AUGCAAAGACGCCAUAAAUUGAUCACAAAUGCAAGUAUAUCGCAUAUUAAUCUGAGCCGCCGCCGGAAACCCCGGCGGAGGCAAUCACCAAGUAGGUCGAUGUGUGCCGUUUCAUGGGCGUCAAAACACUCCAGAGAUGUCCAAGAGCUGUCGGAGCAGGUUGAAGAAGUGGCGGAGGAGGGCGAAAGCGAAGAAGCAGACCUAGACACCAAAGCUGCCCACGAGAAGCGCCAGGAGAAAUUCGAAAAGUUGUACCAAAACGCUCUUCAAAAUGGGCUGGAGGAGGCCAAGAAGGAGUACAAAGAAUUCGAACAUGGAGCAGUGGAAGGACUAGACCUCGUCGGACUCGCGUCGGAGCACCUGAAACAGUUCUGGUACAUCGGACAGUGCAGGCGCAAUUACUCCCUGCCGUGCCCGAACGAAUGGUCGUGGGACGACUCGGAAAAGGUUUGCACCGCACCCGCCGACUACGACGGACCCUGUGAGAAGCGCAAAAGCUUCGACGAUAUGGACAGCAAGGCGCGUGAGGACUACGCAUGGCGCUGCCAUGCGAGCUGGCCCUGCAUGAACGAUACGCCGAUCGACGACUCAAAGCUGUGCCCAUUGGAGUGGACCAAAGUCGCCUCCACUGUCUGCAUAGCCCCGACUAGUUACGAUGGAGUGUGCUCCCCAAUCGCAUCCUUUCAAGGCCUCAGCGUGCUGGAGAAACUGAAGCUCGAGCACCUCUGCAGCAUCAGGUGGCCCCGUCUCACGCCCGAAUAUGCAAACCAGUCCGAUAUCGGAGCUACUGCGGGCUACGCAGCAGCCGGCAGCUCCAGCUGGCCGAGCGGAACCAUCGACGAAACAGGCGCCAUGGUGCCACUUGACUCCUGA
Messenger RNA from Babesia bigemina, 873 nucleotides. Its product is annotated as Plasmodium falciparum CPW-WPC domain containing protein, putative. Lineage: Eukaryota; Apicomplexa; Aconoidasida; Piroplasmida; Babesiidae. The transcript is spliced from 6 exons. The record is from RefSeq and is a predicted model, not a curated record. Bases 1 to 873 code for a protein of 290 amino acids.